Molecule: messenger RNA, 2171 nt
Organism: Tribolium madens (black flour beetle)
Lineage: Eukaryota; Metazoa; Arthropoda; Insecta; Coleoptera; Tenebrionidae
Gene: fkh
Product: protein fork head
Exons: 1
Coding region: 236-1531 (431 amino acids)
Biological process (GO): cell differentiation; regulation of transcription by RNA polymerase II; anatomical structure morphogenesis
Molecular function (GO): DNA-binding transcription factor activity, RNA polymerase II-specific; RNA polymerase II cis-regulatory region sequence-specific DNA binding; transcription factor binding
Source: RefSeq, a predicted model, not a curated record
CUUCACAUCGGCUUGUAGUAUCUAAGUAAACAGGCAGCAAGGAGUAUUUGUUUUUCCAAUCAGUGCUGGUUUGGAAUACCUAAAGUGUUAACUUGUUUGUGGAUCCGCUCGUGAUGUAAACAAUGAAACAAAACCUCCGAUGACGAGUUAAGAUCAUAUUGAUUGAUCCGGGUUUAGUGUGUACUAACUGAGUGCAGUGCGUCCCAUCCGAGUGCAAUAACAGUGCAAUGCCAAAAUGUUGACUCAGAAGUUAUAUUCCGACUCAACGACGAUGGCGACUUCGUCCAACGCCAUGUCCCCGAUGACUCCCACGUACUCCAUGAACUCCAUGUCCUGCGUGUCGAUGCCGUCGAUGAACUGCUCGCCCCAGGCCGCAUCCUUCGGCUCCAGCAUGCUCAACUCAGGUAUGCCCGGAAGCAUGUCGAUGAACGGCAACGGCAUGACCUCCUCGUCGAUGGGCUACACCACCAUCGGCUCUCCCAUCUCUAACAUGAACGCGGCCUGUAUGGCCACCCCCAUGGCCACCAUGAACACCUACGGCACCGUCGGCACGCUCGGUCGGGGCGACCUGGGCGGCGGCGACACCUCGCCUAACACGGCCCUGCAGCGGGCCCGAGCCGACAAGACCUACCGUCGCAGUUACACCCAUGCGAAGCCUCCGUACUCCUACAUCUCCCUCAUUACAAUGGCUAUUCAGAACAGCCCCCAGAAAAUGCUCACUCUCUCCGAAAUCUACCAAUUUAUCAUGGACUUGUUCCCGUUUUACCGACAAAACCAGCAACGCUGGCAAAACUCGAUCCGGCACUCCUUAUCGUUCAACGACUGCUUCGUCAAAGUUCCGCGAACUCCGGACAAGCCCGGAAAAGGCUCCUUCUGGAGUCUGCACCCGGACUCGGGCAACAUGUUCGAGAACGGCUGUUAUUUGCGACGACAAAAGCGGUUCAAAGAUGAGAAAAAGGAACUUAUAAGGCAGACCCACAAAAGUCCCUCGCAUUCUGUGGACAACAGUAACAGUUCUGAGAAGAAAACGUCGAUACAACACGGUGAUGACUCCCAUAAAAAUCACCAUUUGGAUAAAAACCCCGAAAACACCUUGGGCACAAUGUUGAGCAUCCACCCGUCGAAACUGGACGUAGAGCAAAUGAAUCUUCUUCACUCGAAUGAUCUGAAUAUGCAUCAGCAGCAUCAUCAGCAGAAUAUGUCGCAUGAGGAGCUCUCGGCGAUGGUGAAUCGGUGUCAUCCGCUGAGUCUGUCGAGUGAGCAUCAAGCGAUGCUGCAUCACAACCCCAUGAGUCAUCAUUUGAAACAGGAACCGUCAGGUUUCACCUCCUCGAAUCAUCCCUUUUCCAUAAACAGGCUAUUACCCACCGCUGAAAGCAAAGCCGAUAUAAAAAUGUACGCAGAUAUGCACCAGUAUGGAUAUAACACUUUGAGUCCAUUGCCGAGUUCGGUGCAUUCCCACUCGACCAUAGGAAACGAUUAUUACAACAGCCCCUUGUACCAUACGUCAGCAGGGACGACGAGUUUGUGACAGUAUCCUCUGGCAUAAGAGAAAGCCUCGAAUAAAUUUAUGAUGUAAAUAUAAUCUGAUUGUAUAAAACAAUACGUUUUUAUUUAACGUGCAUUGUAAAUACUAGAUUUUGUUAGUGUUUUAAUGCAACUUUUCAAGCACUCAAUUUUGCAAAUAUCGUUUGCUUAGAUGUUAUCUAUGUCGCGCGAGUGAGUAUAUGAGGAAUUUUUUUAUCAUUUUCCGCGAAAUCUCGUCGUUACGUUCGAUCUGCUAGGUUUUCUAUUAAUCUGUUUCCUCAAAUAAGAAUAUGUAUUUCUUUUGCCUAUAAGUUUCUUACUUUUUUAUUUAUAUUACCUAUUGUAUUCUGAUGUGUUUUAAUUACGAACUUUGUUGAUAGUUAUGUACAAAGUGAUUGUAAUAAAUGUACAAAUUUCUUAAAGAAUUUGUGAUGUUUCAAAUAUGAUUUAUAUCGAAUACUUGAAAUUUGUAUUAUACAUACCUAACUAUAAAAAAGGUACUUACUAGAAGUAUUUUAAAAAGGUUUUUAAUAUAAGGAAAAUGUGCAACUGCGAACCAAAAUUUGUACAUAAAUUAUAGAAAAAUGUAUAUUAUAUGAUGUAAAUGUAUUAAACUGACUUUUUGUCACAAUAAAUGUCAAUCU